CUUCUCUCCCUCACUCUUCAUCUCUCUUUCUCUUUUUUCUCUCUCUACUUUCUCUCUCUUCUUUAUUUCCUCCAUUUUCUUGGUGGGUUUAUCAAGUUUUAGUGAUAAACUCACACACCAUACUCAACAUUGCCUGCCCAAAACUUGCAAAUUGUAACAUAUCAUUACAAUUUCUUUACCAUAAUUUGAGGUGAAAGAUAUAUAGAUUUGGUGUAUAAUGUUGAAGUCAGUAAAGUCACCCAUUUCAAUGGCUGCUUUGUUAGUUAUAAUGCUUUGGUUUAUUCCAAUGGCAUUUGCUGGUCAUAAUUAUGGUGAAGCUUUAAGUAAGGGUAUUUUGUUUUAUGAAGCUCAAAGAUCUGGGUUUCUUCCCCAUAAUCAAAGGGUUAAUUGGAGAUCUCAUUCUGGAUUAAAUGAUGGCAAAAUUAGUGGAGUGGAUCUGGUAGGAGGAUACUAUGAUGCGGGUGACAAUGUGAAGUUUGGACUACCAAUGGCAUUUACCGUAACAAUGAUGUCAUGGAGUGUGAUUGAGUAUGGAAGACAAAUGGCUUCUAAUGGUGAGCUUGGCCAUGCUCUUGAAGCUAUUAAGUGGGGUACUGACUAUUUCAUUAAGGCCCACCCUGAGCCCAAUGUUCUUUAUGGAGAGGUUGGAGAUGGGAACACAGACCACUACUGUUGGCAAAGACCAGAGGACAUGACGACUGACCGGUCCGCCUACAAGAUUGACCCGAGUAGGCCCGGUUCGGAUCUUGCCGGAGAAACCGCUGCCGCCAUGGCUGCUUCCUCCAUUGUAUUCGCUCGCUCUAACCCUGCUUACGCUAGAGAGCUCCUCACUCAUGCUCGUCAGCUGUUUGAGUUUGCUGACAAGUACAGGGGUAAAUAUGACAGCAGUAUUACUGUGGCUCAGAAAUAUUACCGAUCAGUUAGUGGUUAUGCGGAUGAGCUCCUUUGGGCUUCUGCAUGGCUCUACAAGGCAACCAACGACCAAUAUUACUUGAGCUACCUUGCUAGAAAUGCGGAUGCUUUGGGUGGAACUGGUUGGGCUAUGACUGAAUUUGGAUGGGAUGUCAAGUAUGCUGGUGUUCAAGUCCUCGUUUCGAAGUUCUUAAUGCAAGGCAAGGCAGGUCCUUACAGAUCCGUAUUUCAGAGAUACCAGCAGAAGGCAGAGUACUUUUUGUGUUCCUGCCUAGGAAAGGGCACCAAAAAUGUUCAGAAAACACCCGGUGGACUGAUCUUCCGUCAGAGGUGGAACAAUUUGCAGUUUGUCACCGGUGCUUCCUUCCUUCUUUCUGUAUACUCCGACUACCUUUCUUCUGCUCGCUCGAGCAUGCAGUGCUCUGCUGGUCGUGUUUCUCCAACUGAACUCUUCUCAAUGGCCAAGUCUCAGAUUGACUACAUUCUUGGAGACAACCCAAGAGCAACAAGUUACAUGGUGGGAUACGGAAGCAACUACCCACAACAUGUUCACCACCGUGCCUCAUCCAUCGUAUCAUACAAGUCCAACCCUAAGUUUGUUACUUGCAGAGGAGGUUAUGCCACUUGGUAUGGCAUGAAAUCAAGUGACCCCAAUGUUCUUACUGGUGCUACCGUUGGCGGGCCUGAUGCCUAUGACAACUUUGCUGAUGAAAGAGACAAUUAUGAGCAAACUGAGCCAGCCACCUACAACAAUGCUCCUCUUAUAGGUGUUCUGGCUCGUCUGACUGGUCACAGCGGUUACAGCCAGCUACUUCCAGUUGAAAUCCCACAUGUUAAACCAACUCCACCACCUAGGUCCAAAUCUACUCCUGCACGGAAGGCCAGGCCUACUCCUGCAAAAAAGGCCUACCGUUCUCCAGCACCACGAGCAAAAGCAGUUCGUGCUUCAGCUUCAUCCUCUGCUCACAUCAGCAUCAAUCAGAAGUCCACAGCUUCCUGGGUUCACCGAGGAAGAACAUACUACCGAUACUCCACAACUGUGACUAACAAGUCUAACAAGAAUCUCAAGGACAUGAAGCUAUCUAUUAACAAGCUUUAUGGUCCAAUUUGGGGUCUUACAAAGUCUGGAAAUUCUUAUGGCUUCCCAGCUUGGAUCAACGCCUUACCAUCUGGAAAAAGCCUUGAAUUCGUCUAUGUCCAUGCUUCUACUCCCGCCUCCAUUUCAGUCUCAAGUUACAGACUCUCCUAAGCGGAAAAAAAACUGCUGUAAGUUGAAGAAGAAAGGAGAACAAGUUUAUUUUUCAUGAACUUGGGGUGGUUGUGGAUGUAACAAUUGUGCAGCUUAUACUAGAAUCCAGUCAAGAAACUAUCUUUUUUUUUUGUGAGUUAUAGUUCUACAUAUUUCACUGGGUGAUGAUAGGGCUGUAGAACAAGAAAAGCUUAGGUAAAUAAGAGUGUAAGGUCGGAGGACGAAAGGUGUGAAGAGACGAAUCGAUAUGAGUGCUCAUCCUCUUUCUCCUCCACUUCACUGCUUAUAUAUAUAGAAUUUGCAAGUGAAGUGAUGGAAAUAUUGCUUCAAAAUUGAAACUUGUUAGGAGUCCUUUUAGUUCCUUUCAUGUAGUUCAGGGUGGGGUGCGUUUUGAGUGUCUUCUUUUACAUCAUUUUUGUGUUUGAUGUUGUAAACUUUGCAACAUUUCUUUCCAUUUGCUGGUAUGAAUGAAUAUAGUCUUUUUGUGUA
Beta vulgaris subsp. vulgaris (sugar beet) is the source of this 2650-nucleotide messenger RNA. RefSeq names its product endoglucanase 6. The transcript has 9 exons. Lineage: Eukaryota; Viridiplantae; Streptophyta; Magnoliopsida; Caryophyllales; Amaranthaceae. The record is from RefSeq and is a predicted model, not a curated record. Gene Ontology annotation, biological process: carbohydrate metabolic process. Gene Ontology annotation, molecular function: hydrolase activity, hydrolyzing O-glycosyl compounds; carbohydrate binding. Bases 218 to 2161 code for a protein of 647 amino acids.